AUGGCGGCCAUGGCGGCGGCGGCUGCCGGAGGAGCCGCGGUGGGAACGGGGACGGUCCCGGGAGGUCCCGGUGGAACCGGAGACCCUUCCCCGCCUUACGGCAACGGCCUGGGAGCGGUGGCGGCAGCGGAGGAGGCGGCGCUGGGAGAAGGGGGGAACCGGGGCCGGGGCGGGAGCGGCCGCGGAGGGAGCGGGGGAGGGGCGGGAGGGCCGAUGGGGGGAACCGCGACCGCUUCCACCGCCGUUACCGCCGCCGCCGCUUCUUCAUCGGCAUCGGCAUCAUCGGGAGCGCCGGGACCGCCGCACGAAAGCGCCGCCGAGGAGCUGGAGGAGGAGGAGCUGGAGGCCAUCAAGGCCCGGGUGAGGGAGAUGGAGGAGGAGGCGGAGAAACUCAAAGAGCUGCAGAAUGAGGUGGAGAAACAGAUGAAUAUGAGCCCUCCACCGGGAAAUGCUGGCCCAGUAAUCAUGUCCCUGGAGGAGAAAAUGGAGGCCGACGCUCGCUCCAUCUACGUGGGAAAUGUGGAUUACGGCGCCACGGCCGAGGAGUUGGAGGCGCAUUUCCACGGCUGCGGCUCCGUCAACCGCGUCACCAUCCUGUGUGACAAAUACAGCGGCCACCCCAAAGGGUUUGCCUACAUCGAAUUCUCAGAUAAGGAAUCGGUGCGGACGUCGAUGGCGUUGGACGAGUCGCUCUUCAGAGGGAGACAGAUCAAGGUGAUCCCCAAGAGGACGAACCGGCCCGGGAUCAGCAGCACCGACCGCGGGUUCCCCCGGGGCCGAUUCCGGGGGCGGGGCCAGGGCGGCUUUGGCUCCGCCCGCUCGCGCUUCUACAGCGGCUACGCCCGGCCCCGGGGGCGGGGAUACAGGUAAAUUAAAAAUUUGGGCUUAAUUCAUGAGAUUUUGGGUCAAUUUGUAUUUUUUUCCAAUUUUUUGGGGGUUUUUUCCGCGAGUUUUUAGAGCGAAAUUCGCGGGUUUUGCGCCAUUUUUUGCGUUUUCCAGGUGAGUUUCGCGAAUUUUUUUGGGAGUUUUUGGAAGUUUU
This is a messenger RNA of Malurus melanocephalus (red-backed fairy wren), 1039 nucleotides long. RefSeq names its product polyadenylate-binding protein 2-like. NCBI's taxonomy places the organism in Eukaryota, Metazoa, Chordata, Aves, Passeriformes, Maluridae. Gene Ontology annotation, molecular function: RNA binding. The record is from RefSeq and is a predicted model, not a curated record. Bases 1 to 870 code for a protein of 289 amino acids. The transcript is spliced from 6 exons.